CUUACGGGCUGGCUUCCUUUUCCCCUUUUUUGCUGCCAACCGCGCCGCUUGGCGCUAGGUACAAAUGGGGGAAUCGGAAGUUCUCGGAAAGGGCGGCUUGCAUUUUGACGCUGCUAGUCGUACACGGUAACAAAAGAGAGAAAAAAACACAACAGGCCACGAGAGAUGCGGGAUCCUGCAGGGGAAAUCGGCUGGGUCGUUACUGUUGGACAGCCCACUUUGGAGCCACUAAGCCCAGGAGUCGCGAGUGUUUUGGAGGGCGAGAAGAACAAGGAAGGAAACAGCCCAUUGGCCAUGGAGGCAAUUUAUCUAGAUGAACAACUUCCCUUGAAUGCUGAAAAUUCAUUUAAAAAACACGAGAGCAACAAGAAAGGAGCACUUACAGAUAUUGAAAAGCUUUAUCAAGCAGUACCUCAGCUUGCAAAUGUGUUCAGAAUCAAAGGGAAAAUUGGCGAAGGAACAUUUAGUUCUGUUUACCUGGCAGUAGGCCAGUUACGAGGAGGCCGUGAAGAAAAAGUGGCUUUGAAAUACUUGAUUCCUACCAGUCAUCCUGUACGAAUUGCUGCGGAGCUUCAGUGUCUUAUAAUAGCAGGAGGACAAGAUAAUGUCAUGGGAGUUAAAUAUUGUUUUAGAAAAAAUGAUCACGUGGUAAUCGUUAUGCCUUAUCUGGAACAUGAAUCAUUUUCGGACAUCUUGGAUUCUCUCUCAUUUGAAGAAGUAAGAAACUACAUGUUUAACCUCUUGAAAGCUUUGAAGCGCAUUCAUCACUUUGGUAUCGUUCAUCGUGAUGUCAAGCCCAGUAAUUUCCUGUACAACAGGCAACUGCAGCAAUAUGCCUUGGUUGACUUUGGCUUGGCACAAGGAACUCCUGAGACAAAAGUGGAACUGCUCAAGGUUAUUCCAUCCGAAACUCAGCAAAGGAUUUCUGCAUACAAUAAACCGCCACUAACUGUGGGAAGCCAAGUUACUUCCCCAACAUCAAGGCAGCUCGUUCAUCAACCAGCUACAAAAACAGCUAAUAAAAGGCUUUCUUCCAUUUCACAAACACAGAUUAAACAUGGACACAAAAGAAAGGAGGAUCCAGACUGUCAUUGUGUUCAGCGUUCGGUUUUUGGGGAGAAAAAUUUCAACGUACGAAGCUCAGCAUUUCAAGCCCGUUCCACAGUUAAACAACCCAGGAUAAUGGAUAUUCCAGUCAGGAAACUGUCAGUGAAGAAGAAGGCAACUUCUGUUGUAAAUAAUGGUUUAGGCAAGAAAGCUGCCAGUGGUACCCCACCUCACUUGAUCUGUGACUGUUACGCAAAAGAUAGCGUCUGCACCGUUUGUCUUUCAAGACGUCAGCAGGUUGCCCCGAGGGCAGGUACUCCUGGAUUCAGAGCACCAGAAGUAUUAACAAAGUGCCCUAAUCAAACCACAGCAAUUGACAUGUGGUCUGCAGGAAUUAUAUUUCUCUCCCUGUUGAGUGGUCGGUAUCCAUUUUACAGGGCUAGUGAUGAUUUAACAGCUUUGGCACAGAUCAUGACUAUUCGUGGCUCCAGAGAAACCAUUCAAGCUGCUAGAACAUUUGGUAAAUCAAUCCUGUGCAGCAAAGAAAUCCCAGCACAGGAUUUAAAGAAACUCUGUGAAAGGCUGAGGGGGAAAACUACCAGCUUUGACAACUCAGCAGGUGAUGUACAGAUGAACCCUUCUCAGGAAUUUUCUUUAUCAGUUGGAAUAGGCAACGUGUCAGAUUCUGCCCUUCAGGCAUCCAAAAAACACAUGCAGUAUCAAAAACAAAGCACUCACGAAGAUGGUGGUAAAGAAAAGAAAACUAUACAAAAGCCAUCUGAUCCCAAAGGAUGGGACAGAGUUCCUAACAGCGCCUAUGAUCUCCUUGAUAAACUAUUGGACUUAAACCCUGCUACAAGAAUUACUGCAAAGGAUGCUUUGCAGCAUUCCUUUUUCAGAAACGUGAAGCAAUAAAAAGACCUUUGACACUCUAUUGUGUGUGUGUGUGUGUUAAAGUAUUAUUAGAGUUGGUUGCUCUUUAAAAUGAAACCAAAAAUCUGAGAAAUGUUAUUUCCAGAGCAGUGUUGAUCUAGAUCUAGUUAAAGUAGUAAAUAUACUUCUGUUUUUCGGACAGGUUUUUAAAAAAUUUCAAAGUGCAUUCGAUUGUUUCACCACUUUGUGAUGUACUCAGAAAGGGCAACAUAAAAUCUGUAUAACGGGAUUGAAAUCUGAGAAGGCUUCCUUUUUGCUCUGUCCUUGGGUUUUAGCAAUCCUAUUAUAUCAUGCAGCUUCCUAAUAGUUGGUUUAAAUUUGGCUGGGGGCAGAUACAAUAAAUGAAUUAUUCUGGUAGGCAAUGAGUUAAUUAUUUAUAUAUUUUAGUUUCACAGAUCUGGGGGGAUUGAUCAUUAUGAUUUGUUACUUCUGCUACUUGUUGACAAAUGCUUACCUGGUUUGUUUUUAGCAGGGGAAAAGCAACAUUCAUUGUAAGAUACAUGUACAUGUAGCUCCUCUGACAGCAUUGCUGGUGGGGAAUUCUGACAAUUUAAUCUUAAUAUAGUAGAUGAUGUAUAUUGGUAAAAGUGAACUUAAGGCAUUGCUCAAGAAUUUAUAUUUUAUGAGGAGUAUUGAAAACACUGAUUCUGAGGACCUGGAACUUUUUCCUCUUAAAAGCAUAUAAUAUCAUUUACUUUCUAUUUCAUAUGCCUUUGGAACUGUUAUCUUUUCAUUGUAUAGACUACAAUAUCUUUUUCUUGUAAAAACAAUGUACAUAUACAGCAUUAGCUUGUUGAUCGGUAUGUAUCGCUGUGUUAUAAUUUUGUGAUGAAUUUAUGGGAAUGUCCAAAAUAAAAUCAUAUUUUUUUUAUAAAAAUAAAAGCCAUU
Messenger RNA from Pseudonaja textilis, 2868 nucleotides. It is a transcript of the gene CDC7, whose product is annotated as cell division cycle 7. Gene Ontology annotation, cellular component: nucleus. NCBI's taxonomy places the organism in Eukaryota, Metazoa, Chordata, Lepidosauria, Squamata, Elapidae. Gene Ontology annotation, molecular function: protein serine/threonine kinase activity; ATP binding. Gene Ontology annotation, biological process: protein phosphorylation; mitotic DNA damage checkpoint signaling. The record is from RefSeq and is a predicted model, not a curated record.